AUGACGCGUGUGGCUAGAGCCAGUACAGAAAGUCCAUGUACUCAUUUCAAGAAAUCCUCGUACAUCUUUACAAAAUGGGGACGACGUUAUUGGGAGAACAGUGACGUCUGCUUCAGUCAUGGAGGAGACCUUGUUUCCAUCGAAACGGAUGAAGAAUGGAAUUUUAUCAAGGGUGAGAUUCAAAAGCGUAAUAGUUGGAAUACUACUGCAUGGCAUAUUGGUUUAUGCAAGGGUUACUCGGAUGGGAAUUGGACAUGGUCUAGUGGAGCACGACUGAAUAUUUCGAAAUGGCGAAAUUCUGAGCCAAAUGGCAGCGACUACAGAGCAGAAAUAUCCAAGAAUGGAGGCCUGUUUAAAGGUAUCUCUAGCCAUGAUGAAAAUGCGUUCAUCUGUGAAUUUCCUGAGGAAUGCCCCAGUGUAUCUUUUGAAAACUCUUGGUACACAUUUACGGCGUGUGACAGGUGCUGGCGCAAGCGCAGGCACCCGUACUCGCUCUGGUACUGCUCCUGGGGCUGGGACUGGGGCUGGAACAGAGCCGCUUGCCAAAGCCUAGGAGGAGACCUAGUUUCCAUCGAGACCGAAGAAGAGUGGAAUUUCAUCACGGACGAAAUACAAAGGCGAAAUGCUAGCAUCCCUAAAAAUGGAUGGAGCAUUGGAUUAAUGAAAAAAGCUGGGAAUUGGACCUGGAUGUGUGGAACACCGCUGACCAUUAGCAAGUGGGGAGAUGGGCAGCCAAGUGGUGACGGCAAUGGGACUCACAUAUACAAGGCGUCUAGUAAUGGCACACGGAUUGUAAUUGGUGAUUGUAGUGAAGAUUUGUACAGCGAUUAUAUAUGUGAAAUUCCCAGGGACAUUGACGAGUGUUCUCAAAACAUUCACAACUGUAGCAAUAUAACCGCUACUUGUUCGAAUACCGUGGGAGCAUUCAGGUGCAUUUGUAAACCAGGAUUUAAUGGAGACGGACACAACUGCACAG
Messenger RNA from Stylophora pistillata, 976 nucleotides. RefSeq names its product macrophage mannose receptor 1. The record is from RefSeq and is a predicted model, not a curated record. Lineage: Eukaryota; Metazoa; Cnidaria; Anthozoa; Scleractinia; Pocilloporidae.